Messenger RNA from Staurois parvus, 930 nucleotides. The record is from the annotation of a GenBank genome assembly. Lineage: Eukaryota; Metazoa; Chordata; Amphibia; Anura; Ranidae.
AUGGCGGCGGCGUGCCUGGUGCUCCGGAGGUCGCUGCGGGCGGGACAACUGCUCGGGGGGAGGCCGGUCUGGCCACAGCCGCCACAGGCCAACAUGUCGUUCAGCACCAUGUCCCGGGGCCGGAGGAUGGCUCUGUCCACUCUCGGUGUAGUGCUGGCUGGGGGAGCCGGCUUGGCAUUGGCCCUCCACAGGUCCGUGAAAGCUUCUGACUUAGAAUUACACGCUCCCAGCUACCCCUGGAGCCACGGCGGGCUCUUCUACUCCCUGGAUCACGCCAGCGUCCGUCGGGGCUAUCAAGUAUACAAGCAGGUGUGUGCGGCCUGUCACAGUAUGGACUAUCUGGCCUUCAGGAACCUGGUUGGUGUUUCCCAUACAGAGGCUGAAGUCAAAGCCUUGGCUGAGGAGUUUGAGAUCUUGGACGGUCCUGAUGACAACGGUGAGAUGUUCACUCGUCCUGGGAAACUGUCUGACCACUUCCCCAAGCCGUACCCCAACCCCGAGGCAGCUAGAGCAGCCAACAAUGGCGCCUUGCCCCCUGAUCUCAGCUACAUUGCCAACGCCAGGCAUGGAGAGGAGGAUUAUAUAUUCUCUCUCCUCACCGGGUACUGCGAUCCUCCAGCCGGUGUCGCUGUGAGGGAAGGCCUGUACUUCAACCCCUACUUCGUGGGCCAGUCUAUCGCCAUGGCUCCUCCUAUCUAUGACGAGGUGCUGGAGUAUGAUGAUGGGACCCCGGCCACAAUGUCUCAGGUGGCUAAAGACGUCUGCACGUUCCUGCGGUGGGCCGCCGAACCGGAAUACGAUGACCGCAAGCGCAUGGGCCUCAAAAUCAUCAUGAUGGCGACUUUCAUCACCGCUUUUAUCUACUACAUGAAGAGACAUCGGUGGUCUGUGAUGAAGUCCCGGAAGAUGGCCUACAAACCUCCUCAGUAA